Amorphotheca resinae ATCC 22711 is the source of this 6099-nucleotide messenger RNA. RefSeq lists its product as hypothetical. NCBI's taxonomy places the organism in Eukaryota, Fungi, Ascomycota, Leotiomycetes, Helotiales, Amorphothecaceae. The record is from RefSeq and is a predicted model, not a curated record. The coding region runs from base 1 to 6099 and encodes 2032 amino acids. The transcript is spliced from 2 exons.
AUGUCUUCAAUAGACCGAGACGCCUCGCGGGAAAGCGAGAGGCGCUUAAAACACCAGAGCUCUUCGUCGCUGGAUUGUGGACGAGCUAUUGUUCCUAUGUGGGACAGCUCUGAUCCAGAACGCGCACCACCACCGUUACCUAUGAAUCCUUCAUCACCAGGUGUUGCUUCACGACCCAAUACAUCAAGCGCGAUACAGUCUGCGCAUGCGGCCUUGGCAGAAAAGGCGAGGGAACCUACCUAUAUCACGAACGCGGCGAAACGCAUCGAAGCAUCUCCCGAGCGAUCUUUGAUCAAGGGGGCAACUCAUAAGCGCAUGCAGUCACUUCAGACAGGCAGUGUCAGGGAUUUAAGUAACCUCCUCGAGGGAGGUUCAUCGUUCGGUACGCCCAAAUCACCAGAGAAGACCAAACCGGUAACUCCACACGCAAGCAAAGAGUUUAUGAUAGAGGGAAGAUCGCCCGAGAAAGAGACAAAUUGCUCUGAGACCCCAACACCUAAUAAUCGAGAUACCCCAAACCGCGACACCCCAACAUUACGGCCUUCGUUAAGAAGACCUCCACAGAGCAUACUCGGAGAGAAUACACCACCACAGUCAGCGACAAUGCUGGCUCUACAAAAUAUGGCGAGCAGAGAUCUGGACACGCCUCUCUUGAAUGUCACAAAUAAGUCUACUGCGCUGGUUCGCACACCACAGACAUUCGAUGCAAUAUCAGGCCAAAUCCUCAGUCUCACUAGCAUCGCCACAAAUCUUCAAAAAGAAAUGGCCCAAUUAAAUAGGCGAAGCAGAGACAAUGCCACGGAUUUGGUCAGUUUGAAGGAGGCGACGAAAGCUAGAGAUGAGGAUAUUCGGAGGAGUCUUAGAGAGCUUGUCAGUAACUUAUCCGAACCUGCGGCGCAUUUGCCCAGCAGUGUUCAGGGUGGUUGUGGGCUAUACUUGGACAACAAAGCACAUAACAACUCCCCAGGAUCGAGAAGCGUCAAGCCGUUCAGCCUCCCUCGGAUACCUAGCCCAGCAAGCUUUGCUGCCUCCCUAGACAGAGAAACAAUGAUUACUCCAUCCACCUAUAAUUCAGAUGGGGUAGCAAGCAUUGCCAUUCUCGAAAAGAUUCUGCGAGAUAUGGGGACAAAGGAGGGCCAGGAUCUACUUGUUUUACGCCUAACCGAAGUAUCCGAUCGAAUUGCCCAGGAUAGUAUGUCUACAGCCAAGAAACUUGACGAUCUGAUAGAAUUCGUCAAGAACAACAGCGCCUCACAGGCCAUCGUGACACAUGAUGGCGGAGGAGGAAACCACACUAGACCUCGAAACUUUAGCUUUGAACAAACUUCUAGACCGGAAUUGGAAUACGACCAUCGAACAUCAGGACCUGCGCCAGCACGAGUGGAGGCACUUCUCAGCCAGGAAACAAACAAGGAUAACAUUGCAACUUCUGGACCGACUCGUGCGGCUGAAAUCAUCAACGAGGAUGUUUUGAAGAUCAUUCGUACCGUGAAGGACAGCGUUGCCCAAGGUGGCGGAUUAACCGCAGAAGUGAAAGCUCUCGUUCGUGAGCUUCGCGGUGAAGUACUAGGAAUGGGUCGAGAAAUUGGGCGCAAGUUGGAUGAGGCGAACAGCAAGAACGACACUGCUAAAGACGGUGACGAGGAGAACCAUGUGGCUCGAAUAGUACAAGAUGGCCUGGAAGAAUUAAAAGAGCACAUGGACCGUAUAAUGCAGGAAAAUCGGCGACAAUCGUCCUCGUCCUCAGUUUCACGCAACGCCGUCGAUUAUCGGGAGAUAUACAAUGCAGUCCGUAGUGCGGUCAACGAGAAUCCACGAGAGCCCGGCUUAGAGAAAGAAGAUAUUAUCGAAGCGGUGAAAGAGGCAUGGGAAAACUAUAAGCCUGAUAUUGAACUUCAGCAUUUCGGUUUGGAACGCGAGGAGCUCUUAGCAUGCUUGAAGGAAGGCAUUCAAGAGUACGCUCCCCGAAAUGACCCUAGGGCAAUUGGUGGAGCUACCCGUGACGAAGUGUUUACCGCGGUUGUCGAAGGUCUGAAGCAUUUCGCACCUCCACGAGUCGAGAUGGAGCCAAGCCUCUCCCGGGAGGAGAUACUUGAUGCUGUCCGAGAAUGCUUGGAGGAAUUUGAGUUUCCAUCGGCACCCUUGCCAGAACCAAGAGAACCCAACAUUACGAGGGAGGAUAUGCUUGAUGCUGUCAAGGAAGGUCUCCACACGUUCGAUUUCGCUGCCAAUACGACUGCUGUGAGUCGUGAGGUUGGCGGAGGCCUUACUCGGGAUGACUUAUUCGAUGCAAUGGCAAAUCGAGAACCUGAUAUUACGAGGGAGGAUAUGCUUGAUGCCGUUAAGGAAGGUCUCCACACAUUCGAUUUCGCUGCCAAUACAACCGCUGUGAGUCGUGAGGUUGGCGGAGGCCUCACUCGGGAUGACUUAUUCGAUGCAAUCAAAGCAAGUCGAGGAGAAGUAUCAAUUCAGGGUGAUGCAUUUGGGCAACAAGUCUUCGAGCGACUUCAAGAAAUAACGGAAACUUUGAAAACGGAAUUCAAAGCUGUAUCAGACGAAGCCAAACAGAAUGUGGCAGCCCACGGAAGAGAUACAGAGCAAGUUCUGGACGCAACAAAGGACGGGUUUGACAGGCUUCGAGCUGACAUUGAAGCCUACGUUGACCGAGUUGCUGAUAUCUCUGUGAAGGAUGAGAUACUAGACAGCGUGCAUGAAAGUUUCAAUGGGCUUCGCGAGGAGCUAGAACAGCUUCUUUCUAAAGGCUCGGAUAGUUCGAUAGAGUCGGUUAGAAACGAGCUCGAACUUCUCCGAGAAUCGAUGGCCUCAUCUCUGGUUCCUGGAGGUGGCAGCCCCGACAAGGAAGAGAUCAUCCAAGCUCUCAGAUAUGGUCUUGAUGGACUGCGUGCUGAUAUCCAACAUAGCCGCGCCAGCGCUGACAGUGAAGUGAUCGUCGAAGCUCUAAGGUAUGGCCUUGAUGGAUUGCGUGCGGAUAUCGAACGUAUCGGUGGGAGUGUGGACAAAGAUGAGAUCAUCGACAUUCUCAGAGAUGGUCUCGACGGACUGCGUGCGGAUAUCCAAAACAGCAGCGCCAGCGCCGACAAGGAAGAGAUCAUCGAAACCUUGAGAGAUUGCCUCGAAGGACUGCGUGCAGAUAUUGAACGUGGUGGUCGCAGCGCCGACAAGGAAGAGAUCAUCGAAGCUCUCAAAGUUGGUCUCGAUGGACUGCGUGCAGAUAUUGAACGACCUAGAGGUGGCAAUGAGAGCAUUCUCUCAGGUACGGGCGAGAUCCUGGAUGCUCUUCAUGACGGACUGAAUGGUCUACGUUCUGAGGUCGAAAAAAUUGGCAACAAGCCAGUGGAUAUGACUGUAAACUAUGAGAUCCUGGAUACUUUGAAAGCUGGCCUUGAAGAGGUCCGAGCUGAUAUUGACAGGCUUCGUGAAGGGGGCUACAACGAACGUGCCGUAGCCGCUAUAACCGAUGGAGCCGUCAUACCUGCAGAGGGCUUGAAGAGGAACGAUAUCGAGAACCUCGAAGUAUUGAUUACCCAACUCCGAAUCAAGGUUGAAGCACUUGAAUCAAUGCCGCCGCCCCCUGCGCAGCCUGUUCCUGGAUCGUUGUUGAAAUCCGACCUGGCGGCUGUAGAGGAGAUGCUUCGAAGUGUACACGAAUCCGUUGCUGGCAUGUCUAACCGCGAUCUGUCCGACGAUGGAGACGCGGUGAAGAAGGAAGACGUAGUAGCCAUUGAAACUCUUUUAAGAAAUACGAAGGCCAAGAUCGACGAGAUGGAUCCAGAACAAGCCGUCAAGAAAGACCAUCUUGAUUCUGUAGCGACCAUUAUCGGUGAGACACGGGAGAGCGUCAAUGAGUUGACAUCUCACUUACACGACGUCUCGAAGAAAGAUGAUAUGAGCAUAAUCGAAUCUCUGGUACGGGACGUCAUAUUAGCUUUGGAGGAAAUGAAGGUGCACGCAGCCAAGGAUGCCGAUGAUGCUGAGAAAGUUACCAAAACCGACGUGGAGGCAGUCGAGGCUCUGUGUCUCGACGUCAAAUCUGCGAUUGAGCAGAUGGUCUCGGCUGAUAUUGCAGCCCUAGCAUCAAAAGAAGAUGUGAAGAACCUGGAAGAGUUGGUUAAGGAAUUCAAAGACCGAAUCGAGACUCAUGCGGAAACCAACGCCAAGGCAUUCGAUGACCGACAGACGGAGACUAUCGAAGUUGGUGAACGUGUAACGGAGGUCAAAACAUUCUUGGAAGAAUUUAAGGAGGCUAUUAAAGAAAAGCUGGACGAAGGCGCCACAAGUGUCGAAGCUCUAGGUAAAUUCCUUGAGGGCAUCGGAGAAACGAUCGGACAAAACGCGAACAUCACAGACGACAUUAAGGAAAUGUUCGAGGCUAUGAAGGUGGAAUUUGAAAAGUCCAACGCUGGAGUAGUUGGAUCAAAGCUUGAGACCGAUGAGAAGUUUCAACAGACUUGGGACAAGUUCGAUGCCAAGCUUGAUGAAAAGUUCAAUGAGCUAAUGACCAAAUACGAUGAUGCUCAGCUUUCAGCAGAGGCUAGAGAAAAACUUGGGCAAGAGAAAAUCGCCGGAGUAGAAGCUGCGGCGUUGGGAACUAAAGCCAUUGCAGAUGAUUUGAAGCUGCUUGUUGAUACUCUGAGUACUACUCUGACCGAAUCAGUCGAGAAGAUGGAUGAAGGCUCAAAGACCGUCUUCAACCGAGUCGAGGAUACAUUCACGCGGGUUGAAGAGACUCAUUCCGACGCCAAGGAGGAGCACCAACUGACAAGGGAGCAAGUCUCCAAAACACUCGGUGCUAUUGAAGGAGUGCAGGCCCAUGUCACGGAGUAUAAUCCUAAGAUUCUCGAGUCCAUCAAGGACGUUCUCCUCAUUGUUGGCCAGCAUUAUGAGCACUCAAAAUCAGCAACUACAACACUCGAGGAGAAGAUCGCUGAAAGGCCACCACCCGUCGAGACACCGCUUCUUAGCGAUAUUCUUCGCGAGAUUCCUGUUCCAGAGAAGUACGACGAUACACAGGUACACGAAAAACUGGACAAGCUCGUCGAUCACAUGCAUGAGGCUGGAAAGUCGUUUGCUCAGCUAGACACAUUGGACAAAAUCCAUCAAAAGGUCAUCCAGACGGCAGCCGAAGUAUCUGAAUUUGUAUCUGCACAAACUCGACGCAUUGCUAAUGAUCACGAGGACAAGGAGAAAGCUGCUGAAGCCGCUGCUAUUGCUCUUGAAAAAAGCCUUACACAGAAGGAGCACGUUGAUGCCACUGUACUCGGCCUUCGCGAGGAGGAGGAUCGCUUAAAAGAGUCUGUAGCGAUCCUCAAGGCUGAACAAGAGAACCUCACACAGCAGAAGAUGCGGCUUUCCGCGGAUGUCUCGAGUCUCGAGACAGCUUUGAAGCUUCGCCGCGAGGAACUUCACUCAAUGGAAGCACGGGCCGAGGGGCUGGAGCGUCGUAUCCUCGAGAGCGUUAUUGACCACUCUCGUGUCCUCUUAAUGUCGAAGACCAACAAAGGCCGAGAAGCCAUGAGUAGGAAGCGCGUGCCGAGCCAUGCAACAUCCAAGACUGGACCAGGGAUCUCUAAUCCCGCGUCUAGAACAACUUCAUUCUCUACCAAUGCUACACAGAGCGCUCUCAGCAUGGCUAUGGGUGGCAAUCGAGCCUUGGUAAAAGUUCCGAACAAUAAUUCGGGGGGUGCAUCCAGGCGUAUCCUUUCACUGAAUCAAAUUAACAACAACGUUCCAACAGGAGGCUUGACACGCAGCCAUAGCGUUAAGGGCACUGGACGUUCUGGAUCAUUGCGGAAAGCGAGUUGGGGGGGAUCACUGAGUCGGGGAUAUGGUGAUCUGAAUAAGGAGAAUUUGGAGCUGAAGGAGAGCGAGGAAGAAGAUGGUCGGAGCGAGGAUGGAGAGGGGAGUGACGACGAGACAAUGCGGAGAACUAGUCGAGGCACAACGAUACUAACAAGCACGGGAGUCAGCGAGAGUAUCGAUGACGGCACAGACUGGACCGGCAGUGUUGAUGGCGAGAGUCAUGUGGGAGAGGAGUCUAUGGAACUGGCGUUGUAUGAACCAAGCGGCGAUGUCGUAUAG